CAUUGGUUCGCCGCAUUCAUUCCUCCACUGACGCCAUCCAGGAAGAGCAGCUCUCACUUCUGCGAAGUUUGUCAGGUAGCCUAGCUAAUGGAGUCGAAAGCUAGAAGUAAACACAAGUGGCCUUAGAAUGUUAUUACGUCUUACUCACUGAUGUACAUAAGAUCUAUGAGAUGGAUGAUAUCAAUUUACACUACAGAUUCCUGAACUGGCGGCGCAGGAUCAGAGAAAUCAGGGAAGUCCGUGCUGUUCGUUAUCAAGAGCGAUACAAACGAAUGUUGAAGAAUGGAGACACGCUAAGUUACCAAGGGAACUCUGAUGAAGUUGGCUGCUACGUGGCUCCACGCCCCUUAUCAAAGGGAAACUGUUACUUCGAGGUGACCAUUAUGGAUACUGGAGUGAGAGGGACAAUUGCUGUCGGGCUGGUUCCCCAGUAUUACAAACUUGACCAUCAGCCUGGCUGGCUUCCACAUUCAAUUGCUUAUCAUGCAGAUGAUGGAAAGCUGUACAACGGCAACCCUGUCGGUCAGCAGUUUGGUCCUAAAUGUAACCGCGGUGACCGAAUCGGUUGCGGUAUCUAUGCAGAGACUUUUGAUGCCGGACUCGUCACUGUGUUUUUCACAAAGAAUGGCAAGGAGGUGGGGUCAGUGGUGGUGCCGGUGGCUCCAGAUGGGCUUUUCCCUGCCAUUGGCAUGCACUCCCUCGGCGAGGAGGUACGGUUGGACCUGCAGGCGGAAUGGGGUUCGGAGGAGGAGGACAGCGUCAUGAUGGUGGACAGCCAUGAGGAUGAAUGGGCACGCCUGUAUGAUGUCAGAGUCAGCGGGACGCUUCUGGAAUAUGUUGGGAAAGGGAAGAGCAUCAUGGACGUCGGUCUGGCUCAGGCCCGGCAGGCUCUCACGACACGAAGUCACUACUUUGAAGUGGAGAUCGUGGAUCCCGGAGAGAAGUGCUACAUUGCCCUGGGCUUGGCAAGAAGAGAUUACCCAAAGAACAGGCAUCCGGGAUGGAGUCGAGGUUCUGUUGCAUAUCACGCAGAUGAUGGGAAGAUCUUCCAUGGAAGUGGAGUAGGAGACCAGUUUGGCCCUCGCUGUUUUGAAGGGGACAUCAUGGGCUGUGGAAUCAUGUUUCCUCGAGACUACGUGCUGGAGUACGAAGAUGAAAUGGACGACUGGGAUGCUGCUGAUGUACGACCAAAGCAGGGGCGUGUCGAAAAUUUACUGUAUUUGAAUGAUGAAGAUGAGGAAGAAGGAGAUGAUCCAGAACAAGAACAUGAGGGACGAAAGGUUAUGGUGUUCUUCACCCGCAACGGCAAGAUUAUCGGCAGGAGGGAAGUAGUUGUCCCGGCCGGAGGGUUUUACCCCACUAUCGGGAUGCUCAGCAGCGGAGAAAAGGUGAAGGUGGACCUCCAUCCUCUCAGCGGAUAAUCUCCAAUCCCAGCCACAAAUGGGUGGAAAAGACCAAAAAAUUCAUGCUGAGAUUUCUGUUAUCUUUCUUAUGUUUCAAGGCACUUCAGAAUGCAAGUUUAACAUGUCUAACACGUUCACUCCAGUGCAUGUUUCAUCUAAAACGGUUUACUGUGAAACCACACAGAGGGGUUAGUGGCAUGAAAUGGCUAACAUUGGGCCUCAAAAGAACUGUUUAACUGGUGACCGAAAUAAUAUUGUACGAAGAUACAUUUUGUUUUUGAAAAAUGCAUAGAAAAUAGUAAAUUAUAUAUUUUUAAUGUACAUGUACAUAUGUAAAUUUAUGUAUUGGCUGCUAUACAAACAUUUAUUUAGCUAAAUCAAUCAUAAAUAUUAAAGGGAUAAUUCACCCAAAAAUGAAAAUUCUGUGAGUAAUUACCUCUUUAAACCCAUAAGACUUUCGUUCAUCUUCAGAACACAAAUUAACACAUAUAAAGUGAGUUUUUGAUUAAAGCUUUCUGACCCUCCAUAUACAGCAUUGAUAAAAUAGUCCAUGUGACAUUAGUAGCUUUUUGUGUGCAAAGAAAACAAAAAUAACGACUUUAUUUAAAAAUUUCUUCUCUUCCGUGUCAGUCUUCGACGUACAUUUACAAGAGUACCACGAUGCAUUUUGUGAACGCACAGCGACUGACACGGAAGACCUUAUUUUUGUUGUCUAUGCACAAAAAGUAUUCUUGUAGCUUCAUAACAUUACGGUUGAACCACUGAUGUCACACGGACUAUUUUAACGAUGUCCUCACUAUCUUUCUGGACCUCAAAUGUUGCUUUCAGGGUCAGAAAGCUGUUGGAUUUCAUCAAAAACAUCUUCAUUUGUGUUCAGAAAAAAAUUGAAGGUCUCACAGGUUUGAAAUGACAUGAAGGUAAACGAUUAAUGACAGAAUUUUAAUUUUUGGGUGCACUAUCCCUUUAAAAAACGACUAGACACCCUAGAGAAAAAAACAAGAUACGGCAUGAGGGUGUUAAUAGAUAUUAAAAAUAUUCAUAAAAUGACAAAUACAUAUCAAAAAUACAAUAACUUCACAGUUUUCCACAAGCACUCCCUCUCACAAAUGACUUGUGAAGGUGAUGAAAGCAUAUUAAGGUUAUUUUUCUUAUUUUGAAUGUCAUAUUUAAUCAAGUGCCAUUUUUUGCUAUUAUUUCUAUGUGAAAAUGAGCGGUUGAAGGGAAGGUUUGUCAGUAAAUAACAUGAAGUAAUUGCUCACUGCGACGUCAGCGGAGGAGAGUUGUAUUGUCUCCUGUUGUGUAUCUCACACUCACAUUCGUCAUCAGGAAACGCGAUUCAGCAACUCCAGACCACAAGACCGGAAAAGAACACACAGAAUCGGCAACUUCAUGUUUAUUUGUCUGCGAAUGCAUCUUAAACCAGUUACGUUUAUUUAGUUCUGGCUUUUCUGAUCAGUUUGUGGACAUUUUAUCAGAUAUUUCAGGGCAGACGCCACGUUGGAGUCAAGUCAGAGCUGUUUAUUCAGGAAUUGUCCACUGUAAUGUGAACUAGGCUGGUUCACAAAUGCCACAAGCACUUUAGAGAUGCCUAAACUUAAGCUGAUAGUCCAGCUCCAAUGCUGCGCUCUAGACUUCUCAACAGAUGCCAUUUUGCACACCUCGCUGUUGCAAUAAUGCCCUUCCUCUUCUGUCCUGUUACAUAUCUUGUAUGGAACUAAAUGGUUUCAUAUUGCAUACUUUGCCAAAUUUAAUGUCUAAUAUUAUCCCUUUCAAUAUAGUUUCUCCUUCAACAUGUCUUUGAAUUAUAUUAAAUUUUCUCUAUUGCCCUCAUUGAGGUGCCUCAGUUUCUUAAGUUGCAUCCUACAGUUUAUUAGUCAUUGGUUAUGCUCAGAAUAUGUAUCACUAUAUACUGUAUGUCUAUUUUUUUUUUUUUAAAUAAUAUCAGAAUUGGAAAUGUGUUUCCACCAAAAGAUAAAAUCUCACAAAUCAGACUUUUUUUUUUCUUGAAAUUGUCACAAAACCUCACAAUUCCCUUUUUUUUCAGAGUUAUGAGACAUAAACUCAGAAUUAAGGGAUAAGAACUCGCAAUUGUGAGAAAAACUUGGAAUUGUGAGCUGAAAUUUCAAGAUUUGUUAGUAUUCUAUGCAUAAAUGUAAAUGCUAUGCUAAGUAUCCACCUUAUUUUUCAACUGAAGUAAGCCGUUUUCUGUGAAUGUGCGAGACUUCCGGUUUAGGAGCUGCUGUAGGGAAAUACCGAGAAGCAUAUCAAACUGCAGAACAAGGUAAAACUGCGCUACGAAACAGUGUAUUCGUAAUUAAGAUAAUACAUUAAAAUAACAUGGUAAAACACACUAGUUUGCAAUAUCAAGCAGCAAAACGAGUUUUGUUGAUAUCGGAAGCCUCGCACAUUAAAUUUACAAAUGGCCGCGCCUCACGGGAAAAUUAAGGUGUAGUAUGCUAUUCUGAAUAUAGCUCUAUAACAGCCAUAGUCAUGUUUGACUGGACGCAUGGGGUUUCAAAGCACCUGCAGCAUUGAAUAAUGACCUUUGGUUAAUUCAUCAAGUUCCUCAGUGAUUUGUAACACCCUGCAUGUUUAUAGUUUAUUUUCUGCUACUGAUUUUACGUGAAGUACAUUAAAUGAAUUGAUAAGAAAAAUGGUCGUUCUGUAGAGAAGAAUUCUUGUGAAUUCGGGCGAAAUGAAUAUUGCAAAUCAGGUCAUUUAAUAUAAAAAAAAUGCUUGUGUUCCAGACAUAAAUUGACAGCACAGGGAAGCCAAAACCAAAUACCUCUAUCAGUUAAGCUUAUGCAAAAAAAAAAAAAAAAAAAAAAAAAAAGCCAAGCGGUUGUCCUCUCCAAGAUCAUCUGAAUUCCUCCACUGGAAUGUUGUUGCUUGGCGCAUAAAUGGGUGAUGAUCGUUUCGCUUUCACAGUCUUACUAAAUGGAGACUCGCGUUCAAGAUGUUGAUGUGUUGCUCUAAUUGUAGCAUGCACUCUUUUGCUAAUGUGUACAUAAUAAAGAAACGGUUAUUUCCACACAAA
Labeo rohita (rohu) is the source of this 4440-nucleotide messenger RNA. It is a transcript of the gene spryd3, whose product is annotated as SPRY domain containing 3. The coding region runs from base 171 to 1421 and encodes 416 amino acids. NCBI's taxonomy places the organism in Eukaryota, Metazoa, Chordata, Actinopteri, Cypriniformes, Cyprinidae. The record is from RefSeq and is a predicted model, not a curated record. The transcript is spliced from 11 exons. Gene Ontology annotation, molecular function: protein binding.